CGCAUUAGUCAUCUUCACACUUUGGGGGGUUGUGCUGGCUGUCACAGGAAGUAUCUGGCACUUUAUUUGUCAGUCACAUCACAAGAGGAAAUGAUGGAUAUUGUCUAUAGCACUUAUUUAUUUGUCUUUCUUUUAUGCAAAGUGGCGUGUGACGACGCAUCGCCCUGGACCAUUGACUUGCCGUCUUCAGUCCAAGGACUCCCUGGAUCUUGUGUGGUCAUUCCGUGCUCAUUCAACUUUCCAAGUCCAGAAAAGCCAGUCAGAGAAUUCACUGGGCUUUGGUUCAAUGAAGAAAAUCACCUAGUGUACCACUCUGCUAGAGAAGCACUACAGGAGUAUAACGGUCGAACGGAGAUGUUGGGUGACAUAAGAGCCAAGAACUGCUCCUUAAAGAUUGACCCUCUUCAACAAAGCGACAACGGUCCCUUUCAUUUCAGGAUCAAAAUGCCAGGCUUUGAUGUGUUUUCUUACAUUCACAACACUGUUUCCAUCCAAAUGAUACGUGACCUAAAACCUCUCUGUAUGGCUGUGAAGGAAGAGACUGACAAUAACAACAUGACUGCAGUCUGUUCUGUCACACACUCAUGCCCCGCAUCUCCCCCGGUCUUCUCCUGGAGUCGCUCUGGACAACAACAAUAUGAGGCACAAGUGCUGACCAAUGGUCAAUGGAAAGCUACUUCCACCUUGACUUUUACUCCCCAUGCUAACAACAAGGACAAGCAUUUGGAAUGUUCUGUGACAUACAAAGGAGGACAGCAACAGAAAGCAUCCCACCCCUUAAACAUCAAAUAUGCACCUGUGGAUGUCAAAGUUGAAUACAAAGUGGACGUCAAGGAGGGAGAGGACGUGCGCCUGAAAUGCAGCUGUGACGCUAACCCUCCUGCCAGCAGCUACGAGUGGCACGACAACCUGGGUCAUCUCCUGUACAGAGGGCCCUCCUUCAAUCUGCUCAAUGUGUCCAGACACACAGGCGCCCAUUACUGUACUGCCAUCAACAUCAUGGGAAAAACUCAAUCAAGGCCAUUGCAGCUUGAUGUAGCAUAUUCCCCUGUUAUUAAAGCGUCUUCCUGUUCCUCAGAGCGAAACAUGGUCAACUGUAUGUGCGUUGCAGAGUCCAACCCCCCCAGCAGUGUCCACUUUCUGCUUCCCAACGGCACCGCUCUACCAGAACCCGAAAUAAAGAUACAAAAGCCACUUACCAACGCAACUCUGCAGACACUUUUGCCUUCUUUUGGCUUGGUCUACUGUGUGGUGAAGAACAGAGUAGGCAGUGCGAGCGUCAACAUCACUUUAGCUGGAAAAAUGCCAGAUCUUUAUAUGUAUAUUAUCAGUGCAGCUGGAGCAGUUGGGGUGAUGAUGGUGAUAAUUGUCAUAGUAGUGAUGGCAAAAAAAUGUGGGCGAACAAGCAACGUAUCUGCUAUGGAGGCCCAGAAAACAGUGGCUCCCCUUCAAACUGUCACCAAAGGAGCAAGGAAAAAGGCGUUGUGCGGUCAGACAAGCAUGUACAGUGAUCAUACCUAUGGAAACUUGGGAGAGGUUGAGUGGACUGCAGAGUGCAAUGCAAUUUACGCCAACCUGUAAAAUGGACCCUUGAGUAUGAUGUCAGUAUUAUCAUUAUAUCAUUUUUGGGGCAAAUAUGUACAUAUAAGUAUACAUAUUAAUAUAUAUAUAUAUAUAUAUAUAUAUAUAUAUAUAUAUAUAUUAUGUUCCCAAUUAAAGGGGACCAUAUUUACUUCUUGGUACCUGUUUUUGUGUAUUUGAAAUCUGCAUAAGUAACGAAAAUGUGAAAUCAAACCAUAGAGGCACGGCAGGGAUAUUUAUAAAACAAUCUUGUCUUCCUUCAUACUUCCUCCAAACGAGCAGUUUGGAAAUUGUCCUAAUGUGUGACGUUUUUCUGACUCUUUACGUCAGCGGAUAUCGCCAUAUAUGGUAGAAAUUUACCCAAAGUGCGUUGCACGAGUCCGCCAUUGUUGUUCCUUCUUUUCUUCUAUCCUCGUGUUGUGGGGCAGACUGGCUCGUGCAUGCACAUGCUGUGGCCAUUACUAAUACGAAGCCGCAUAUAGUUCUCACUUAUACUGUAUAUGUCAGUAGAUUUGCUAUGGAAGCGCUAAAAACUAUAACAUGGCUGACGGGGAAAAGUCGCAGUCUAGGUGGAACCACCUAGAGACGGUCAGAAAGUGGCUGGAAAACAACUAUGCAACAUUUGGACCAAAGAACCAUCAUUACAUGUUAUGUAGACCACAAGGACGUGUUUUAAAUGUAGGAAUAAUUAAUAAUAAUACAAGGCAAUUGUUUGCAUGAUUUUAUUAUACGAGAUAUCAGUCUCUUUGAGUACCUACACAAUUACUGUCUAUAUAAACAUGUGUCAUUACUUGUAAAUAACUUUGUGAUUGAUGUUCUCACAUUACUUAUUUGUUCAUAGGCUGCCUUAUAAAAAAAUCCAAUCUGCAUUUCAACACUCUUGAAUAAAAUUUUGACAGAUCCAA
This is a messenger RNA of Nerophis ophidion (straightnose pipefish), 2486 nucleotides long. Its product is annotated as myelin-associated glycoprotein-like. The transcript has 9 exons. Lineage: Eukaryota; Metazoa; Chordata; Actinopteri; Syngnathiformes; Syngnathidae. The record is from RefSeq and is a predicted model, not a curated record. The coding region runs from base 91 to 1581 and encodes 496 amino acids.